AUGCCUGGGAGUUUAGAGCCAUUGGAUGUUGGUUUACAGAUCCCUUAUCACUUCCGGUGCCCGAUUUCUUUGGAGCUGAUGAGUGAUCCGGUGACGGUUUGUACCGGUCAGACGUACGACCGUUCCAGCAUAGAGUCGUGGGUGGCCACGGGGAAUAUUACGUGUCCAGUUACCCGCGCGCCUCUUUUAGAUUUUAGCCUUAUUCCAAAUCACACUCUCAGACGGCUUAUUCAGGAUUGGUGUGUUGCGAACCGGUCAUUUGGAGUGGAGCGGAUUCCAACUCCGAAACAACCCGCUGACCCGUGUGUGGUCCGGAUGUUAUUGAAUCAGGGUUCAUCUGAAUCUGUUGCGUUCAAUUUGAGACUCAUUGCUCUGAGGAAGCUAAGAGCUCUUGCUCGUGACUCGGAUAAGAAUAGCGCUGUAAUUGUUGCAAAUAAUGGACGUGAGAUUCUUCUUUCCAUUGUGUUCUCAGAUGUUAGUUCCAACUCGUCCGAGUUGAAUCACGAAUCGCUUGCGAUUUUGUCUAUGAUUUCACUCUCUGAGGCAGAGUGCUUGUACGUGGCUACCAUUUCGGAUCGAGUUGGAUACCUGGUGAAAUUACUAUUCCAUUCAAACAUUGAUAUCCAAGUAAACUCGGCUGCGAUGAUAGAGAUUGUUACGGCCGGAGUAAGAUCCGCGGAGCUCAGAGCACAAAUUAGCAAUGUUGAUGGAAUAUUCGAAGGUAUUGUUGGAAUUUUGAAUUGUCCACUGGCAAAUGCGAGGGCUUUGAAAAUCAGUAUCAAGGCAUUGUUCGCUUUGUGCCUUGUGAAGCAACAUCGUAACAAGGCUGUCACCGCCGGAUCGGUGCCGGCGCUGAUUAAUAGGCUGGUGGAGUUCGAGAAAUGUGACGCAGAGAGGGCACUAGCGACAGUGGAACUACUCUGCCGGAUAUCAUCAGGCUGCGCAUCCUUCGCUGCCCACGCGUUAACAGUGCCACUCCUAGUAAGAAUCAUUCUAAAAAUCUCCGACCGUGCAACGGAAUAUGCUGCUGGUGCCCUUCUUUCUAUAUGCUCGGCAUCCGAGCAGGCUCAGCGAGAGGCGGUGUCUGCCGGCGUGUUAACUCAGCUUCUACUACUCGUUCAAAGCGAUUGCACAGAGAGAGCAAAACGAAAAGCCCAAAUGCUGCUGAAAUUGCUUCGUAACUCGUGGCCGGAGGAUUCAAUUGCAAACUCCGGUGAUUUUGCUUGCGCAGACGACGUCGUACCGUUCUGA
Fraxinus pennsylvanica is the source of this 1251-nucleotide messenger RNA. Lineage: Eukaryota; Viridiplantae; Streptophyta; Magnoliopsida; Lamiales; Oleaceae. The record is from the annotation of a GenBank genome assembly.